Solanum dulcamara is the source of this 486-nucleotide messenger RNA. RefSeq lists its product as uncharacterized. Bases 1 to 396 code for a protein of 131 amino acids. The record is from RefSeq and is a predicted model, not a curated record. The transcript has a single exon. Lineage: Eukaryota; Viridiplantae; Streptophyta; Magnoliopsida; Solanales; Solanaceae.
AUGGAGGUAAUCGCUAUUGUGUUGACUGUGUUGUUUUCUGUGUUUUUCGUAACUUACAAUUUGUUAUGCUGCCUGUGUACCGGUCGAGGAGGAGGUAGGAUGAAGCAGCCACCAAAAAAGAUCACCACUAGCAUCGGUAGCCAUGCCACACGUGAUGGGAAUAUGGUUGUUUUGGCUAGAGAGGGUGGUGUGGUAGUUGGCACGGCUACAGCUAGUGGUGUCAUGACUAAGGACAAUAAACGUGAUCGUGAUAAUAAUAUUAGUGGUGGUAGUGGAGCUGCGGCAGUUGGAGGUGUUAAUGGGACGGAUAAUUCGGGUACGAACCACGGGUGUUGUUGUGGCGGUGGUGAUAGUGGUGGUGGUGGUUGCGGUGGUUGUGGGGGAUGUGGAGGUUAGUUAGCCAUUUUAUAGAGUUGUCAUGGUUGAUAAUUGUAAGAUGUAAUGCACAUUUGCUUUUUCCUUUUCUUUGUAAUUUUAAUUUCUUUC